AUGGUGCGCACCUCGAGGCUCUUCAGGCCGCGCAGGCCCUCGAACGCGUUGCCCGGGAGACGGAGCAGCUUGCAGUUGCGCACGACCAGCUCGGCCAAGCCGCGCAUCCUGCCGAAGUGGUGGGCCCUCAGCGUGCUCUCGGCGAGCUCGGGCCCGCAGUGCACCGCGAGCCUCCGCGCGCCCUCCGAGUGCGUCGGACCGGGGACGUCGCCGUCCGACAGCGUGCGUACAUUGCACUCCACCGCUGCGGCCCCAUCGGCCGCGCGCGAACAGCCCGGCGCUUCCGUCACCACCGCGCCCGUCACCAGGCAGAACAGCAGCGCCGCAACUAUCAUUCUAAUCCGCACCUUUGGCAUGUCAUUUCGCCUGUCAACUUAUCUCGUUGCAGGGCAGUGUUCGCGGGACGCGCACAACCAUAUUAGCUUUACGGUACACUACGCGAUCGUU
Molecule: messenger RNA, 447 nt
Organism: Iphiclides podalirius (scarce swallowtail)
Lineage: Eukaryota; Metazoa; Arthropoda; Insecta; Lepidoptera; Papilionidae
Source: the annotation of a GenBank genome assembly